Phragmites australis (common reed) is the source of this 1186-nucleotide messenger RNA. RefSeq names its product xyloglucan endotransglucosylase/hydrolase protein 24-like. Gene Ontology annotation, molecular function: xyloglucan:xyloglucosyl transferase activity; hydrolase activity, hydrolyzing O-glycosyl compounds. The coding region runs from base 88 to 951 and encodes 287 amino acids. The transcript is spliced from 4 exons. The record is from RefSeq and is a predicted model, not a curated record. Gene Ontology annotation, biological process: cell wall biogenesis; xyloglucan metabolic process. NCBI's taxonomy places the organism in Eukaryota, Viridiplantae, Streptophyta, Magnoliopsida, Poales, Poaceae. Gene Ontology annotation, cellular component: cell wall; apoplast.
GAAAGGCGUUCAACAUUCAGAGAACUUUCCCGAGAGGAAGAGAGAGAGAGAAAGAGAGUUGCACGCUUGUCUUGCAACACGAGGAAGAUGAAGAGCUCAAGGGCUCUCCUCCUGGUGGCCGUCGCCGCGGCGGUGGCCAGCCUCGCCGGCGCCAACUUCCGGGACGACUGCGACAUCCCGUGGGAGCCCCAGAACGCCAAGUUUAGCGACGACGGCAACAGCCUCUCGCUCUCGCUAGUCAGCAACUCCUCAGGUUGCAUGCUCCGGACAAAGAAGCAGUUCGUCUACGGGUCCGUGUCGACGCUCAUCCAGCUGGUCCCAGGCAACUCGGCCGGCACCGUCACCACAUACUACACAUCCUCCGUUGGAGAUAACCAUGACGAGAUCGACUUCGAGUUCCUGGGCAACGAGACUGGCCAGCCCUACACCUUCCACACCAACAUCUACGCCAACGGCGUCGGCAACAAGGAGAUGCAGUUCAAGCCCUGGUUCGACCCCACCACCGGCUACCACAACUACACCAUCUACUGGAGCCCCUGCAUGAUCGUGUGGUACGUCGACAGCGUCCCCAUCAGGGUGUUCCGCAACUACCAGACGAGCAACGGCGUGGCGUUCCCGACGAGCCGGCCGAUGUACGGCUACUCCAGCAUCUGGGCGGCCGAGGACUGGGCCACGCAGGGCGGCCGCGUCAAGACCGACUGGUCCAAGGCGCCGUUCGUCGCCAACUACCAGAACAUCCACCUCGACAUCUGUGAGUGCAACUCCGGUGGCUGCGCCACCAGCUGCCCGGCGGCGGCGGCGGGGUACAGCGGGGCGUGCCAGCUGAGCUACGCGGAGCAAGGACAGAUGCAGUGGGUGCAGAACAACUACAGGAUCUACGACUAUUGUGUCGACUACAAGAGGUGGAACAACGGCCAGAAGCCGGUCGAGUGCGACCUGCAGCAGUACUGAUCCAGUUGUUGCCUUCUCAUACAUACAUACAUACAUACACACAUGAAGAACGGCCAAACGGGGCGACGGCCUUUUUACAAUCUUUUUACCAAUGGAAUAAGACUUAAUUUGAGGAUUCUUAAUUUUUUUUGUUUACACAUAUGUUGUAAUUCUAUCCUGAACAAUCAAUCAUAACUAUACUUUGUACAUUGCCAACAUGUAUCAAAUAUUCUUUGUUGACUCAUACCCUUCAUGA